AUGCCAGAAAGAAACUCUGUGGUGCAGAGUGAUUUAAAACUUCUCAGGUUCUACGACCAAACACCAAUCACCUGCUACAGGCAGCCAGCAGACGACCAAACACCAAUCGCCUGUUACAGGCACCCUGCAGACGACCAAACACCAAUCGCCUGCUACAGGCAGCCAGCAGACGACCAAACACCAAUCGCCUGUACAGGCACCCUGCAGACGACCAAACACCAAUCGCCUGUUACAGGCACCCUGCAGACGACCAAACACCAAUCGCCUGCUACAGGCAGCCAGCAGACGACCAAACACCAAUCGCCUGUACAGGCACCCUGCAGACGACCAAACACCAAUCACCUGCUACAGGCAGCCAGCAGACGACCAAACACCAGUCGCCUGUUACAGGCACCCUGCAGACGACCAAACACCAAUCGCCUGUUAACCCUGCAGACGACCAAACACCCAAUCGCCUGCACCCUGCAGACGACCAAACACCAAUCGCCUGUUAACCCUGCAGACGACCAAACACCAAUCGCCUGCUACAGGCAGCCAGCAGACGACCAAACACCAAUCGCCUGUACAGGCACCCUGCAGACGACCAAACACCAAUCACCUGCUACAGGCAGCCAGCAGACGACCAAACACCAGUCGCCUGUUACAGGCACCCUGCAGACGACCAAACACCAAUCGCCUGUUAACCCUGCAGACGACCAAACACCAAUCGCCUGUACAGGCACCCUGCAGACGACCAAACACUAA
Physella acuta is the source of this 744-nucleotide messenger RNA. RefSeq lists its product as uncharacterized. The record is from RefSeq and is a predicted model, not a curated record. Lineage: Eukaryota; Metazoa; Mollusca; Gastropoda; Physidae.